This is a messenger RNA of Rhea pennata, 5565 nucleotides long. RefSeq names its product neutral cholesterol ester hydrolase 1 (gene NCEH1). The record is from RefSeq and is a predicted model, not a curated record. The coding region runs from base 57 to 1286 and encodes 409 amino acids. NCBI's taxonomy places the organism in Eukaryota, Metazoa, Chordata, Aves, Rheiformes, Rheidae. The transcript has 5 exons. Gene Ontology annotation, cellular component: membrane. Gene Ontology annotation, molecular function: carboxylic ester hydrolase activity; lipase activity.
CCCGCGUGUGGGGGCACCCGGCCGCCGGGGCGGGCACUUCCUCGGCGGCGGCCGUCAUGAGGGCCGCCCGGGUGCUGCUGCUGGCGGCGCUGGCCGCCCUGGCCGCCUACUACGUCUACCUGCCGCUGCCCGGCGCCGUGUCGCAGCCCUGGAAGCUGAUGCUGCUGGACGCCACCUUCCGCGCCGCGCAGCAGGCGUGCCACCUGAUUCACUAUAUGAGACUCAGCCAUCACUUGAUAGUUCUGAAUUAUUUGAUUGGUACUUUUGACAAGCUGAAGUCCGUGUCUUCUGAACAUAUUAACAUAACGGAUGCUGUUUUUGAUGGUGUGGAAGUCAGAGUGUUUGAACCUCCUGCAAAGCAAGAUGAAACGCUAAAGCGCAGCGUUGUUUAUAUCCACGGAGGGGGCUGGGCCUUGGCAAGUGCAAGAACAAGCCUCUAUAAUAAUCUCUGCAGGAUUAUGGCCGAGUCUCUCAAUGCUGUAGUUGUCUCAGUUGAAUACAGGCUGGUACCAGAGGUGUGCUUCCCUGAACAGUUCCAUGAUGCUCUUCGUGCUACCAAGCAUUUUUUGCAUCCUGAUGUCUUAGCUGAAUAUUCAGUUGACCCAAGUCGUGUUGCAAUUUCCGGUGAUAGCGCAGGAGGAAAUUUGGCUGCUGCUGUUUGUCAGCAGCUUAGCAAAGAUGAGCAUGUGACCAUCAGACCAAAACUGCAGGCCUUAAUUUAUCCAGUCCUUCAAGCAUUUGACUUUAAUACACCUUCGUACCAGCAGAAUAUGAAUAUGCCCGUUCUUCCUCGUUAUGUCAUGAUAAACUACUGGAUAGACUAUUUCAAUGGUAACUAUGACCUGGCUCACUCACUGGUGAUCAACAAUCACACUGCUCUCGAUGUAAGCCAAGCUCUGUCUUUCAGAGGACAUCUGAACUGGACAUCUCUACUGCCUUCAUCAUUCAAAAAGAACUACAAGCCUGUAAUACAAACUACAGGCAAGGCUGAAAUCAUCCAGAAGAUACCAGCACUGCUUGAUGUACGAGCAGUCCCACUGCUUGCAGAAAAUGAAACUUUGCAGCUACAACCAAAGACUUACAUCCUGACUUGUGAGAAUGACGUCCUGAGAGAUGAUGGUGUGAUGUACGCAAAACGACUAGAGAACGCCGGCGUGGAAGUCACGCUUGACCACUUUGAUGACUGCUUUCAUGGCUGUAUGAUAUUCACGAUUUGGCCUACUGAUUUCUCUGCAGGAAUUCAGACAAGGAACAGCUAUAUAAAAUGGCUAGAUGAAAACCUCUGAUGAAAGAGUCCCUCUAGAAGACCCAGGGUGUACAGCUGUAGUGUCCAUGGUUGCAAAAGAACAAACAAAAAAGUGCACUUUUCCAAAUUCUGACUUCAUCUGUUCAGCUGCAUUUACUGGGGGUUAUAAGCCACUAACUACAACAUUCACUGGGUUAUUGGCCUUGCCCAGCAAAGUAUUUUGUGAAAUACUUUUUCAAACUUCUGUUGUUUUUUUCCUUUCAGAUGAUACAAGCUAUUGCCAAACAUGAACAAACGUAGAGCAAGGAGAUCAUUCUUAACUGGCUGAGUCUUUAAAGCUUUGAUCCCUUAAUAUGAGGCACAACGGCCAUGAUUUUCAAAUGAGGUGAUAUAAAGCCAAACGCUUACAUCUAAAUUUGGAUAUGUUAAAAAAAAUUAGAAUUAAUUUUCAACAGUGCUGAGCACUUGAUGUCAAAGAAAGUGUGAGCACUCUCACCUUUGUCAGCAGAGUCAUGCAUUUGGAUGUUAAGCAUGAAUUUAGGUGUUGAGCUUUAGGCACAUAGACAAAGAGAAUUUUAAAUAAAAAAAAUAGUUCUCACUUCUAGGCAGUUAUGAUGCUAGACAAGUCUUUUGGCCAAACAUGUGAUUCAGCUUUGGAAUUUGGUCUUUCUUACCUUUUGGUUAUUUAUAUUUUAAAUAAGCACAGGACUAAAUAUAUUUUCCAAAACCUAUUAUAGCAUACAUAUAAAUGUUUAGUAUGAAAAGUAUUAUGUGUAGCAGCAAAACCAAAGCUGCUUAAGUGAGCUUCAAAGUUCACCACUUAUUUGGCUAAAGAAUGUGACUUUGUUUAAAGCAUCAGCUUUAUGACCUCCUUACAGAAAAUACUGAGCAUACUAAAAAUAAUCUGCUGUGUGGUUUGCACUAACAUUUGUAAUUAAUAUUGGAAGUUUUUGUUCAUUGGCUUUCUUCCGUGUUCGUAGUGUUUAGUUCAUUCUAUUUCAUGCUUCCUGGAAGGAAGCAAGCAAAUAGAAGUGGGCUUUAACCUAAAAUGAAAAUUUAGAUCUGAACUUUACAGCUGCACCAUGUCUCCUAAGUGCUCAGUAAGAUGAUCUGGCUAUUAUGCAGCAAAUCUUUGCAGUUUGAACCAGUCUCGAAAAUUCAGACAGACAGGACAGGGAAGUGAAACUGCUUAUGACAGGAUAUAUUGUCCAUGAUGUUUACUGCAUGCAAAAAUGAAGGUUGUGCCAAAAGCCCCGUGUUUCUGGGCAAAGCGGAAAGAAUGGCAGUCCCAUGAUUAAACUAGGAGAUUAAACUCACCCUCAGCUUUACCACAGACUUCCUGUAGGACCCCAGGAAAACAGUGUAAUCUCCUUGUGCCUCACUUUCUUCUUCUGCAAGAGAGGGAGCAGUCAUUUCCUACCUCACAAAGGAGUUGUGAAGAUAAAUGCACAGACAUUAAUGAAGCACACUGAUACUACAGUAACUGGCCGGCACUGAACAGAUCCCUUAGCCUCUGACUUUUCAUCAUUCUUUAAUAUCUAGCUCAGAACAACUUGCCCCGUAACAGAUGGUGCUGUUAGGCCGCUUAUUCUCUUAGGAUGUUAAUUAAUUUCUGGCCUAGCUCAUCUGAAAGGACACUAAGGUAGGGCUUUGGGGCUGUUGUGAUAUCAUGAUGAAGGCAACUUUGUUGGAGCAUUCCUGCGGCAGGGUUCUGAAAAAUCCUUUAAAAAUGCACUGGUAGAUCAAACUGGCUGAUGUAAUUUAAAAUACAUAUAGAGAAGUCCACUCUCACUGGUAGAUAAAUAAGAAAAUAGCUUUGGUGAAUCAUUGCUUCCUAGAAAUACCAGGAUGUUAAUAUGGUUGUAUGCAUUAAGAAAGGGUAUUAAUGAGACAAGGCCUCAAUGUAGACUUGCUUGUGCAGGCUAAAACUAAUCCCUAAGCAUGGGUUCACAUGGAGGUCACAAGCAACAGCUUUUUCACCAGUGGCCCUGAUUCUUCUUCCAUUUAAAUCAUUUCAAAGGCUCAAUGGGAUUAGAUCAGCUGAAAGACAAUUUAAAUCAGAACAAGAUUUGGCCAAGAUAUUCAAUCAACCUACACUAUGGAAGAAUUUAAACUCUUCUCUGGAUUUAAACCUUCUUUCUUCCCUUCCCCUAUAAAUGCACCUUCAGUAGAUAAAAUUUACACUUAAACACCAACCAAAGUUAUUGGUUAUCCUUUCAAAAGGCGUCUUAAAAUAUGGGCUGCUCCAAAGCUCAUAUCGCAUGGGAACAGUUCCAUUUACCUGGCUUUAAACCAUGACUUCUAGGGUCAAAAAGUACUUUUACACUGACUUGUAACAGUAGACUUCUUGCUGGUUUGCCCACAUAAAGAAUAAAACAACGACCCCCCCAAAAAAAUGUAAUUUAUAUGCACCUGCAGUCAUUACAAGAUAGUAGUAAUUGUAGUACUGAGGAAGAGAAACCCAAGUGGUUAAUAUUACUCUCAAUGCUAUAAUAAUAAAGUUUUCCUGAGAGCUGCCUGCAAAGCUUUAGAUCAGGAUUUGUUUAUGGCUAAGUUAUAAAUAUCUGCUAUGAAACUAUAAUAUAAUUAUUGCUAUGUGUGUUUUUUUUUUUUUUUUUUAAUGAAAUGAAAUGGAGAGGUGGGAUAUAUAUUCCCAGCAUUGGCUGUAAAUUUCCUUCAUGCACUGAAGCACAUUAAAGUCUUGGCACAAGAAGUGGUAGUAAGUAUAUAAACUGGGUUGAAUGUAUAUGCUGUCAUCACUGGUUUGAAGUGACACCGAAGAUGGCAGCAGAACUUGGAUGAGAUGUUACAGUACAAACUUGUUUAUCAAAAUGUCUGGACUACUUUUAUCAUGCAGCUAUAUGAUUUAAGUAAACGAUAGCUGGGAAGAUGUGUGACAGUCUAUAAUAUAAGAAAGGAGGUCUGAAUUACAGCUAUAAAAAGACCUUGUUCUAUAUAGCAGCAAAAGACACUUGUUUAAAAUUCAGUGUAAACCUUGAAGUAAGCCUUAGUCAUAUUCUCUUGGUUACUCCUACUUUUCCUUGUUCUCUUCUGUGCAUGCAGUCCCAGUGACCGAAGUUCAAAGUUUAUCAUUAUUUUUCCAGCUGAACUGCUGUAAGCUCUCAGAAACAGAGCGCUGACCCAACUGAGAGCUCAGUUUGGCCUGACAGGCUUUGUUACACAAAUCCGCUAUCUGCUAGGAAAAGAUUAGGAUUAAUGCAUGUUACAGUCCCUCAGUUUGUUCUUCCUUUCCUUUUUAUAAAUGAUCCUCAUUCAAAGUCCCACUUUAAAAUCCCCUCCAUUAAACUUCUGAAGUGUUUACUUGGACACACCUAGCACCUUCAUUCCUUAGUGAUUUUCAAAAGGAGUUUAGGGCACUUAACACACUGUAGGAUCAGCUCAAAUACCUGUGACAGAGAAUGUUUCCCAUGUGCAUAUUUACCUUAAAAAGAUGUUUUCUAGAAGAUGCUCAAUAAUUCAUCUGUUUAUUUUUGGUUAAAUCAGUAAGUAUGAGAACUACCUUUUGACAAUAGCUUGCUUUCUUUCCUCCUACGAUUAGACUUCAUCCAUCCAUAGCAAAAAUAUCUUGUUCUUGAUGGCCUUUAAAGCAAAUAAAAGUUCACAUAAAAGAACCAAUAGUCAUUUGAAUCCUGCUUUCACAGAUCUGGGAAAUACAUUAGUAGUUCCCCAGUGAUUUGGCCAAUAUUUGCUGAACUAAAUGAAUUUUUUGAUUGUCUAGCUUGGAGCCUCUUUGGGGAUGGGUGUUCAGCAUCUGCGGCAUCUCAGACCAUUUUAAAGAUGUUUCAUGGUGCAUAAAAAAAUCAUUCAUAACUUGAAAUGCCUAGCCUUCAUCUAUGUAGUUGAAAAAUUACAUCCUUACCUAAAGCAGGAAAGCCAUUGUGGGUUUUAAGACCUAAAAAAAAAAAAAAACUUCAAAAAUUUGUUUUGUAAUGUUUGGGCCUCUUUAUGUUUUUCUAAUUAGGUGCAUUGUGGGUACACGUUUUAAUCUCUUACUAAACUUUAUUAAAAACUUCCAAUUAAAAAAACAAAAUUAAUCUAGUGUAAACCUUUUAAGCGGCUAUGAUCCACGAGUAAUGAUGUUGUUAAAAUCCCAACUGGUUUAAUGUUCUCUUAUUUAUGGAGACGCUCAAGAACCCAAAGUAAAACAUACUUACGUGAAUACAUUCAGUAUCUUACACAUGACUGGUUUUUGCUUCUUUCUCAAUGCAGGGGAAAGAUCUUCUAAGAUCUAAUGAGCAAGUGUUAUGUAAGUGCGCUAAACAAAACAAAGAACAAAUAAAGUGAAAUAUAUCCAUGAA